Molecule: messenger RNA, 3704 nt
Organism: Eleginops maclovinus (Patagonian blennie)
Lineage: Eukaryota; Metazoa; Chordata; Actinopteri; Perciformes; Eleginopidae
Gene: aars1
Product: alanyl-tRNA synthetase 1
Exons: 20
Coding region: 144-3059 (971 amino acids)
Biological process (GO): alanyl-tRNA aminoacylation
Cellular component (GO): mitochondrion; cytoplasm
Molecular function (GO): aminoacyl-tRNA deacylase activity; ATP binding; alanine-tRNA ligase activity
Source: RefSeq, a predicted model, not a curated record
UGGCUGCACCAAUGGGCAGCUGCCGAGGGCAUGCUCACUCUCUGUGCUUUCCUUUUGGUCGAGCAGCGUGGGCUAAAGCAGUGUCUCAGGGAGCAGUAACACAUUCAUUCUGCGAGAAUAGCGACUUCUACAGCUGAUUCAGAAUGGACUCCUCUUUGAGUGCAGCUCAAAUCCGUGAGAAGUUCAUCGACUUCUUCCGUGGCUAUGAGCACACGUACGUCCACUCGUCCUCCACCAUCCCUCUGGAUGACCCCACGCUGCUCUUCGCCAAUGCUGGCAUGAACCAGUUCAAGCCAAUCUUCCUCAACACCAUUGAUCCCUCCCACCCUAUGGCCAAGCUGCGUCGUGCCGCCAACACCCAGAAGUGUAUCCGCGCAGGAGGUAAACACAACGACUUGGACGAUGUGGGCAAAGAUGUCUACCAUCACACCUUCUUCGAGAUGCUGGGCUCCUGGUCCUUUGGGGACUACUUUAAGCACCUAGCUUGUAAGAUGGCCUUGGAGCUUCUGACCAAGGAGUUUGGUAUUCCCAUCGAACGUCUGUAUGUCACCUACUUCGGCGGGGACGCUGCAGCAGGCCUGGAGCCCGACCUGGAGUGCAAACAGAUCUGGAUCGACCUAGGGAUGGAGGAGGCUCGCAUCCUGCCCGGCAGUAUGAAGGACAACUUCUGGGAGAUGGGAGACACGGGCCCCUGCGGCCCCUGCAGUGAGAUGCACUACGACCGCAUUGGUGGGAGGGACGCCUCUCACCUGGUGAACAUGGACGAUCCCAACGUCCUGGAGAUCUGGAACCUGGUGUUCAUCCAGUUCAACAGAGAGUCAGAGACAGAGCUGAAGCCCCUCCCGAAGAAGAGCAUCGACACUGGGAUGGGCCUGGAGCGCCUGGUGUCCGUGCUGCAGAACAAGAUGUCCAACUACGACACAGACCUCUUCAUCCCAUACUUCGAAGCCAUCCAGAAGGGCACAGGUGCUCGACCUUACACUGGUAAAGUAGGAGCCGAGGAUACCGACGGUAUCGACAUGGCCUACCGUGUGCUGGCUGACCACGCCCGCACCAUCACAAUCGCCCUGUCUGAUGGCGGCCGACCUGACAACACAGGGAGAGGCUACGUGUUGAGGAGAAUCCUUCGUCGCGCAGUCCGUUAUUCCCAUGAGAAGCUCGGAGCUGAGAAAGGCUUUUUUGCCUCUCUAGUGGAUGUGGUGGUCGAUUCCCUGGGCAAUGCCUUCCCGGAGUUGAAGAAAGACCCUGAAAUGGUGAAGGACAUCAUUAAUGAGGAGGAGGUGCAGUUCCUCAAAACCCUCAGCAGGGGGCGCCGUAUCCUCGACAGGAAGAUCAUGAGUCUGGGCGAGAGCAAGACCAUUCCAGGUGACACAGCAUGGCUGCUAUACGACACAUACGGCUUCCCUCUGGACCUGACCUCCCUCAUCGCAGAGGAGAAGGGCAUGGCGGUAGACACCGCUUCCUUUGAGGAGGAGAAGAAGGCAGCACAGUUGAAGUCCCAGGGUAAGGGCGCAGGAGACGUGGACCACAUGAUGUUGGACAUCUAUGCCAUUGAAGAGCUGAGGAACAAGAACAUCCCCGCCACAGACGACUCUUCCAAAUACAAAUACACGUCGGAGGAAGACGGCAACUACAACUUCGAGCAGGCCUCAGCCACAGUGAUGGCCCUGCGCUGCGACCGUGCCUUCUGCGACGAAGUGACGACGGGUCAGGAGUGCGGCGUGCUGCUGGACUCCACUUCCUUCUACGCCGAGCAGGGCGGGCAGACCUUUGACGAGGGGUACAUGAUUCGCGAGGACGACAGCUCAGAGAUUUUCCUGUCUCUGCAGCGGAUGGAGUUCACGGUGAAGAAUACACAAGUUCGAGGAGGUUUCGUUCUCCAUCUGGGGACAGUCUACGGCACUAUGAAGGUUGGAGACCGCGUCACCUUACGCGUCGAUGAGGCUCGUCGUAGGCCAAUCAUGAGCAACCACACCGCCACACACAUCCUGAACUUCGCCUUGCGGGGGGUUUUGGGGGAGGCAGACCAGAGGGGCUCCUUGGUGGCCCCCGACCGUCUGCGCUUUGAUUUCACUGCUAAAGGCGCCUUGAGCACAGGGGAGGUCCGCCGGACGGAGGAGAUCGCUUGUGCUAUGAUAAAAGACGCAAAGCAAGUCUACGCCAUGGACGCCCCACUAGCAAAAGCCAAGGCUAUCCAGGGCCUGCGCGCCGUGUUCGAUGAGACGUACCCCGACCCGGUCCGAGUCGUGUCCAUUGGCAUCCCUGUAGAGGAGCUGCUGGAGAACCCCGAGAGCACCGCCGGUUCUCUCACCUCCAUCGAGUUUUGUGGUGGAACCCAUCUGCGGAACUCGGGUCACGCCGCGCCGUUUGUCAUCGUCUCAGAGGAGGCCAUCGCUAAGGGCAUCCGCCGCAUUGUUGCUGUGACAGGAACAGAGGCCCAGAAGGCUCAGAGGAAAGCUGACUCCCUGCUCCAGUCUUUGUCCGCACUGGGAGAAAAGGUGAAGCAGCAGACGGCCCCAAACAAGGACAUCCAGAAAGACAUCGCCGACAUGACGGAGUUGAUAGGCACCGCGAUGAUCUCCCAGUGGAAGAAGGACGAAAUGAGGGAAUCCCUGAAGGGCCUGAAGAAGACCAUGGAUGACUUGGACCGCAACUACAAGGCUGACAUCCAGAAGAGAGUCCUGGAAAAGACCAAGGAGGUGAUCGAAAGUAACCCCAACCAAGCGCUGCUCGUCAUGGAGAUGGAGACCGGGGCCUCAGCUAAGGCCCUGAACGAGUCCCUGAAGCUGCUGAAGUCACAAUCUCCUCAGACCGCUGCGAUGCUCUUCACUGUAGACCCUGAAGCUGGCAAGGUCACCUGCCUGUGUCAAGUCCCACAGGAUGUAGCUAAACGCGGUCUAAAGGCCAGCGAGUGGGUUCAGGAAUUGUGCCCCCUGCUGGAUGGCAAAGGAGGCGGCAAGGACAUGUCGGCCCAGGCCACGGGCAAGAACACACAGUGCAUGCAGGAGGCGCUGCAGAUGGCCAACCAGUUUGCACAGCUUAAACUGGGAGAAAACUAAGAGGAAAGGGGGGGCCUUUGUCGCAGGUGGGAAGAUUUAGGUUGCAAACAUAGUUUGGGUAGUUAAGUGGAAAGGAGGUAAUGGGUAUAGUCUCGACCAAGUUAGAAAUCACCACACACCAUCCUUUCCUUGGUCCAUUUCCUCUGCUUUGUUCUUCUCCCUUUGAAGACGUAAACAAUAACCCUUUAGUUAAUACAACCCCCAAAAGCAGUUCCCGCUUGUUUCAGGCUGCUUUAAACUGCAAACAACUUAACACUUUAUCUCAGCCUUGGAAAGAAAAGUAAAAAGUCAGUCCAGCUCUAAAGGGAUUUAGGCACUAUGUCCUUUGAUCUGAUCUGUAAACAGUGGCUCCGUCCAUCAGUGAGAGCGGAAGCCUGAGCUCUCUCCUGUGGUUGGUUGCACUAGAGUUGUACACACACUAGCUGUAACAUAGUCUUGCUUUUCGAAUGACAAGCCAUUAUCUGACGUGUAAGAACACAAGAGGUUUAUUGUAGUAAAAAAGGAUUUCAUUAACUGUAUAAAAUAAUCAUGAACGUGUCAAAUAAUUAAUCUGUGUAACUUAAUUCCACUCGCAAGAAAACGUUGAAUGCAAAAUGUCAGAAGCGUCAUGUUAUGAGAAUGGAAUAAAAACAACUGGUUAUGCUA